Molecule: messenger RNA, 3893 nt
Organism: Pygocentrus nattereri (red-bellied piranha)
Lineage: Eukaryota; Metazoa; Chordata; Actinopteri; Characiformes; Serrasalmidae
Gene: tmem79a
Product: transmembrane protein 79a
Exons: 6
Coding region: 256-1347 (363 amino acids)
Biological process (GO): regulated exocytosis
Cellular component (GO): lysosomal membrane; trans-Golgi network membrane
Source: RefSeq, a predicted model, not a curated record
GAGAGAGAGAGAGAGAAAGAGAAAGAAAGACACACACACAGAGAGAGAGAGAGAGAGAGGAAGAGAAAACAAACGCACAGCACAGAGACUGAGCAGCAGGAAGAGUGGUCUGAUCUUUCCUUAAGGGAAACUUUGACACCUUCGCUGGAAUCUGAGCUGCUGUCCCAUGUCCCACAAUCCCCGCUGGACAGGCGGAGAGACGGAUCUGAUUGGAUAAACGGGAAACAACAACGAGCCGACUAGACAAAUCAAUAGAUGUUUAAUCCAGAGUCUGACGAGGAAAGAGGGAACUCCGAGAGAUGGAGAGGAAGUGGACACAUGAAGGACGAAGAGAGGGACGAGGUGGAGGCGGACAACGAGAGUGACGGGGAGAGAGAGAGAGAGGAAAAGACAGAGGAAGAGGAGAGCCGGACGGAGAGCGCGAGCGAGCUGAGUGGAGAGGCGCAGGUGGAGAAAUGGAGGGAUGAAAUGAACAGGAAUGGAGAUGGCGGCUCGCUGGCUGACGAUGAGGAGGAAGAGGAUGAUGAUGAAGGCCAGAAAACGAAGAUCAAGGCAGCUGCAGCUUUCAGUCCUCUAGUGACCAUCGUAUGUCCAGCCAGCAAGCAGCUGGAUCAGAAUGAAAGCAACUGCUCAGAGGAACCUGAGGAGAAAGGUCUAGAACAUGAAGAACCUCAAUCACACAUGUACCAACAUCUAAAUCACCUCCCAGAGCAGAGACGGAUCAAGGAGAAUGCAGAACGUCAUUGUGGGUGCUGUGGUGAGAGAGUACAGCUGAGUGUAGGUCUCUUAGCCUCUGCAGUGAUGUUUCCUCUCCUGGUGUGGUCAGGUUUUGAGCUCCUGCCGUUCGACACUCCUCCGGUCAGCAGCGCCCCCUUCAGACUGGUGUACACGCUGCGCUGUGCUUUCUUCGCCACUCUCCCCAUCGUUCUGGGUGUGUUGGUUCAGGGUGUGUCCCGGUUUAAAUUUGACGCCCUGAAGCCGCUGUUUGAAGGAAAUCGGGGCACGCGUGAUGUUGUCAUCCACGGCAACUACGUCAGGGACUCUCUUCAUCUGUACCUCCUAUACUUCAUCCAACUUGCUGUCAUGGCAACCUACGUCCGGCAGGACAUGCUGAAACUGGUGCCCUUACUGACUAUCGUCUUUGUGUUCGGCAGGCUGAUCUACUGGGUUUGCGUGGUGUUCCACAGCAGCGUUCGCUCGCUCGGUUUCGGACUCUCCUUCCUGCCCGUGGUGGUCCUGCUGGGAGCCAAUCUCUACUUCGUCUGCUCGUCAGUCGGACCGGAGGCGGUGUUCGACGUGGCUCCACCCACCACCGCUCCGCCCCCAAAGCCGAGGUGGUGGGGUUGAUCGGUCCACCGACACGGCGCUAACACGGCUCGUGAUGGGAAGCUCCUGCUGUUGGCAACCAAGACAUUUAAGACGAAGAAGAAACAGAACAACUUCAUUCUAGAGGUUCUUACCUCAGCGUUUGCUGUAGCUACCUUCAUAAUCGCAGGAAGGCUAACAAGCUUGGGCCAGUUAGGUGGAGUAGAGGGCAAUGCUAACUGCCCAGUUCUACAUACACGAUCUUUUAUACGGCCUCAGUUGGCUGGCAUCACUCCGGGAUAAAACGCUCCACCGGACUGACCUGAGGGGACAUGGCCCUGCCCGUGAAACGCAGCCCCUAAAGUCAGCUCUGUCUACACAGUUUCCAAUGAUCAUUCAAAAUACUGUGCUGGGCGAAUCUCAAACACCGUCUGAUACCAUUAAAACUGGUUUCUUCACCCAUAUCACUGCUGUCGGAACAAACCUUGCCCCCCCGUUUUGGUCCUUUGUCAGUUUUUGACGUAAUCUGAAAAAGUGUGUUGUCCUUUACAUAGUGUGCUAAUUUCACAAUGAAUGGACCAAAACAAACGGCCCAAAAUUACUUGGUAAAACGUCUCAUCUUACAUUGACUUACAUUAGAAGUAAAACGUGUUUUUUAUUUCUCCUGGAUAUUGGAGAUGCAAGGUUUUGGUCGGACAUCAGUGAAAUGUCUAUCAAACAGCCAUUUGGGAUUCAGCCAAGUGUGCACAGUUCCAUACGGGACAAACGGCGCUGUGUUUUGGUGUAGAAGCCAGAACUUGCAUAAUGCUCUGCUCACUUGUGUCGCACUAUGAAAUGAAAGUUUUACGAAUGCCAUACUAUUUAUUUCUGCACACGUCACAGUUCAGUUCAGGAAAGUCGGUAUAUGCGGACGUUGGUACCGCAGAUGUCGUCUUAUUUGCGCCCGUUUACGCCUGCUGCCCUGUGGUGGUUGCGAUUGUUAGUGUGUGGUUUUAGGCGACUUUGGGAAAUCAGUUCGUUAGAUCUGCGCAAUGUGCAGCCAAAAUAUCGGAAAUCCACUUCAUUGUCCGACUUCUCAGUUACAGCUCGCUAGGGCAGUUAACCGGGCAUUGCUGCCCCUUUCAGACCGGCCAUUGGAGCUAAAUUCGGCUUAAUUAUGAUUCUCCAUUAGCUUCAACCAAACCAGGCUUAAACAGGCGAUCAUCUCACCCUGUAUGCUGGUUUUUAUAUUCUGCUUUUCUGUGUUAAGAUCAGAUCGUUUUCAGGUCAGUUAGAGUAGUUGGGACGCUAGCCGAGGCGAGGGAGCUCUGGCUGGUUUACCCUGAGAAAACCAUGUGAAGGAGAUGUUUAGAUAGCGUGCUGUAAUUAUCACUUCAGUUCCGUUUAUUCUUCUGCAACGUUCGCUGUAAAAAGAUAAAAUGGUGGGAAAUCAAACACCGAAAAAUCGGCUCUGCGCAGUUUAACUGUAAAUCAGCCGAGACGUGUUUGGCGUCUGAGGUCAACUGCUUGAGUUUCAGCGCAGGAGCCAUGAGGUAAACUCGUCCUCAAACUGUGUGGAGUUCCGUGUCUCUGGUGGACCUGACUCUGUGGUUUCUGACACUGUAUUACACUGGUUUUAAUCAACUUCGUCGUUUUUGCCCAUCAGUUUAACGCAGCGGUACAUUAGAUUCUGAUUAGAUUCGUGAGUUUAGCCACAACACCAACACUUUAUGACACCUGAAACAAGAAGUCGGUAUGCAAAUGUGGCCCGAGUUGGAGCUCAAAGGUUCCUGCUUCCUGUUUUUUCUCUCUCAUGGUUCCUGUUUGGGUCAUGAAAUGUUUGUGUUGGCUGGAUUUGAGGGUUAGCAGCUCCAGGUGAGUUACAGCUGAGUAGAUUCAAUGAAUCCAGGUCAGUAACACACUGUCUGAACUGCUCUCACACCAAAGAAAGGCCGGAUGACCAGAGUCAGUGAAAUAACGAAUCUAAAAUAAAGGAAUACAGGAGCACAAGUAUAUUCAAUGGUUUCAUUGUUUUGAUAUACAUUUUGUAAAUUAUGAUAUGAAUGUUCCCAAAACAUCAUUUACAUAAAUGUUUCAGGUCAUGUACAUUUAUAUCGCUGUUGGGAACAAAACCUUGUGUCUCCAAAAUGGUAACUUUACAGGAGAAGGAAAAAACUUCCUCUACUUUUAAUGUAAGUCAAUGGAACCGGAAGUUUUACCAAGUCAUUUUGGGCCAUUUCUCUUGGUCGGUUCAUCGUGAAAUUUACACACAAUCUAAAGAGCAACAGGCAUGUUCAAAACCUGAAAAACGAGAAAAAUGAAGAUGAAACCUUGCAUCUCCAUCUUUGUCGUUUCUCAUUUUUGGCAGCUACCCUUUACUUUCUCCGAAUCUCAUGACCAGAAAUGCUCCAAACUGACUGAGAUUAAAUCAUUUCUCCAGUAACCUCCAUUAAAUGUAAAUGUUGUCCUGUCCUGUCUGAUUUGUGAUGUUUUAAACCUCUUUUCAGGCUCAUGUACAGAUGUGUGUAUUGCUGUUUUAUUGUGCGUGAUAUUGUAAUCGUCCCUGAUCGUCCCUGAUCAAUAAAUUUUCUGAUUAUUUUGCUAUUAAA